AUGGGGCGGCAGCCUGUUAAAAACAGCUGUUUCCGGCUUGUCAGCGCCGGGAGGAGUGGAAGCUGGAGCGUUCGGAGGCGGUCGGCGUUGCUAUGCGGCGGCGGCGGCUUGGAGGUGCCCUUCAUCCCCUCGCCCCUCACGGAUCUCUGGGACGCUCUCCUGACGUUUUUCGGGGGUCCUGGAGGCGCCAUGGGGAGCCCAGGGUGCCGGUUGCGAGCCGGCGGUGGUGGCGGCAGCGGCGGCAGACCCACACCUAACAACUACCACCAGUUCCUGGCCUUGGUGUUUGCAAUGACAGAGAUCAACAAGGAUCUGGUUCUCCUCCCCAACAUCUCCCUGGGCUUCCACAUGUAUGACAAUAACCAGUGGGAAUGGAGUAUUUCUUUAAUCAGCCUCUUCCUGCUCUCCACACGUGACCGAAUGGUUCCAGGUUAUAAAUGUGACAGGCAGGACCCUCUGCUCUCUGUCGUUGGAGGUGACAAUGCCAAAUCCUCAAGGCUGAUGGCCUCCAUCUUCAGCCUCUUCAAGGUCCCACAGCUCAGUGUUGGCUUUGAGUCCACUUGCGUAGACAGAAGACUUUAUCUUUCCUUCUUCUGGAUUAAUCCCAAGGAAUCUAUUCAGUAUGUGGCUUUAGUGCAGCUGCUCCUGUAUUUCCAGUGGAACUGGGUUGGGCUUCUGGCCGCUGGAAGUGACAGUGGGGCACAUUUCAUCUCAACUCUGAGGCCAAUGCUGAAGGAGAAGGAGAUCUGCCUGGCCUUCAUUGAAACGGUGAAAGGUGAUUCUGUACAUCAUAUGGUCCAGAUUCUUCCUUAUUUGAGGAAUGUCAAGUUCAACAACAGUGCUGGAGAUGAAAUCUCCUUCUCAGAAAAUAGACUGAGAUCUGUUCGUUACGAUCUUCUCAACUGGGUUUUCUUCCCCAAUCGAUCAAUUGUCCUUGUGGAAGUCGGGCAAAUCGAUCCCUGGGCUCCCCCAGAUGCAGCUCGCUGUGAUCCCUGCCCAGAAGACCAAUAUCCCAACAAGGACAAGGACCACUGCAUUGCCAAGAAGAUCCACUUCCUCUCCUAUCAAGACCCCCUGGGAUGCACUUUAGUUUCUCUCACUGUUUCUCUCUCUCUGAUCACGUUGGCAGUUCUGGCAAUUUUCCUUAAACAUCGUGACACACCAAUCGUCAAGGCCAACAACCAAGAUCUCACCUACCUCCUCCUGAUCUCCCUCCUCUUCUGCUUCCUCUGCUCCUUCCUCUUCAUUGGUCGACCCAGGAAGUUCACUUGUCUCUUUCGACAAACUGCCUUUGCCAUUCUCUUUGCCCUUGUAGUUUCCUCUGUCUUGGCAAAAACUGUCAUGGUGGUUCUGGCCUUCAUGGCCACCAAGCCAGGAAACAAGACAAGGAAACUCUUAGGAAAACCUCUGGCAAACUCCAUUGUUUUAGCCUGUCCCCUGAUACAAGCAAUUAUUUGUGCCACCUGGCUGAUAACCUCUCCCCCAUUUCCCAGCAUGGAUUUCCAUUCCUUGACUGGAGAGACUAUCUUGGAAUGUAAUGAAGGUUCAGCUUCGAUGUUUUAUGCUGUCCUCAGCUACCUGGGUUUCCUGGCCCUUGUGAGUUUCACAGUGGCUUUUCUGGCUAGGAAAUUGCCUGACAGCUUUAAUGAAGCCAAGUUCAUUACUUUUAGCAUGCUGGUCUUUUGCAGUGUUUGGAUCUCAUUCCUUCCCACUUACCUGAGCACCAAAGGGAAGUCCAUGGUGGCUGUGGAGAUCUUCUCCAUCUUGGCCUCUGGGGCUGGGCUCUUGGCUUGCAUCUUUUUCCCCAAAUGCUACAUCAUCCUAUUCAGGCCUGAUCUGAAUCAGAGAAAAAGUAUAAUGGGGCACAAGAAUCUCUGA
This is a messenger RNA of Pantherophis guttatus, 1878 nucleotides long. The record is from RefSeq and is a predicted model, not a curated record. NCBI's taxonomy places the organism in Eukaryota, Metazoa, Chordata, Lepidosauria, Squamata, Colubridae.